Oryctolagus cuniculus (rabbit) is the source of this 1001-nucleotide messenger RNA. Lineage: Eukaryota; Metazoa; Chordata; Mammalia; Lagomorpha; Leporidae. The record is from RefSeq and is a predicted model, not a curated record.
CAGGGUAAUCAGAGCAGAAUUUCCACAAUGUUUCUUUUCUUUCGUCACCAUCUCCCAAGUCAACAAAUGGAAGCCUUAUAAAGAAUUCAGCAAAGUCUUCCUUAGCCAUCGCAUGUAUUUGUCUAUCGCAUUAAGGAUUCUCAGGUCUCAGUUGAAGGCCACUGCCUUCCCAAUCCUCAUUUGACGACUGAUGGUCUCUCUUUUUCCCACAGAAGAAGGUUCGAGCCUGGAGGAAAUCGGCUUCAACUGGGGAGAAUAUUUGGAAGAAACAGGUGCCAGUGCAGCUCCACACACAUCAUUCAAACAUGUUGAAAUCAGCCUGCAGAGCAACUUCCAGCCGGGAAUGAAGUUGGAAGUGGCCAACAAGAACAACCCGGACACAUACUGGGUGGCCACGAUCAUCACGACGUGCGGGCAGCUGCUGCUUCUGCGCUACUGCGGUUACGGCGAGGACCGCAGGGCGGACUUCUGGUGUGACGUGGUCAUAGCGGAUCUGCACCCCGUGGGGUGGUGCACGCAGAACAACAAGGUGUUAAUGCCUCCGGACGGUGAGCCACGCUGAAUCGCAGCUGAUGGGCCUUCCUGGUGGCUGUCCACACUGGGAGGAGCAUGUUGAGGACCCCUAGUGGAUUUGAGUAGGAAGGUCUUCCCGGCUCUUUCAAAAUCGCUUCUGGGGCUUCGGGAGCCCAGGGCGCCCGGGAGGCGGGAGAUGGCGGGAGAUGGUUUCCCCAUGGUGGCGCUGGUCCUGGCCGUUGAGCCAACCACAGCUUGGAGACUCUUGGUUGCUUUCAAGAGAUAGGGAAGGGAAGGUUGAAGGAGUGCCGAGAACCGAGGUCAUGAUUCUGCUUGGUGAUUGCGUUGCUCCUUUUACGCGUUGGUGUUGGCAUGUUGAAUAGGACUGGGGAGCAUUUUAAACGGACUUCCUCCAGUAAGUUUUCACCUGUCGUGCGGUGGGGAGGCGGUCAGGGUGGGAAGCCUUUGUAAACGGAACAGUUGAGGAG